AUGGAUGGAAAUAACGGAUGGGGGCGCGACGAUGGAAUCGUGAUGAUUCUUCCUGAUUUCUCCGAUGAUGUCCCCUCCGAUGGGUUUGAUGUUCAUGGCGGCGGCGCUGAUUAUAUUGUUCAACCCACUGCGCCUAAUCAACCAUCGAAGGACAACCCUUCCUUUGUCUCGGCGGAUGUAAACCCGGUCGGCGUUCCCCAUUCCUCCGGCGAUGUCGAUGGACGAGUUGGAAUCUUGCCCGUAAUCGAUGAUCGGACCAGAAGAAACAGUUCUUUGAACGCUAAAUCUUCCAAGAAGAAGAAUGGUUAUUAUCAUCGUCGGAAUGGAGAGAAGAAGGAACGUCUCAUAUGGACGCCAGAGCUUCAUCAAUGUUUUCUUGAAUAUUAUAACCAAUCUUCGAACCAGAAGCGAGUUCCGAAGAAGAUUUUGGAGGAGAUGAGACGGAAAUUUCCAUACGUUACGCGAGAAAACGUUGCGAGCCAUCUUCAAAAACAUCGAUUAUAUCUUAAACACUCGAACAACAAAGAAGAGGAAAAGUUAUCAAAACCCUCCACCAAAUCAGUACCUCGCAAACAGAUCAAUGAAGAAUCCAAUAUCCAUCAAAUUCUCAAUAACACAGCCAUUUCCACUUGCCCUAAUGCUAUUCUUCCUCACCAAAGCCAUUCAAUUUCCAUAAACCCUAAUACACAGCCACCUCUCCAAACCCAUACUCUUCAAGAACCAAUGCAAAAUCAAGUCUUUUCUCAAUUUGAUGAUACCCAUCUUAUAGAACAAGACAUAGUGUUGAUGCCAUCUUCGUUCGACCCGUGGAACGAUCUUCCCUAUUCGAAUACGAUGAAUGUCAUUGACCCUUUUGGAGGGCAAUCAUCAAAUGCAGCUUCAUGUUUACCUGUUAUGGUUGACAAUUUUACUCCUCCAAUGCUAUCUUAUCAUCAAUUAGUGAUAUCUAACAUUGAUGGCAAUGGUUAUGGCAAUGACAAUGGUAAUAGCUUUCAUCCUAUGAUGGGUAACACUUUUGGAGGUUUGAGUAUCAAUAAUUACUCCAAUGGUGCUCUCCCAAACACUGUUGAUUAUAACAUGAAUUACCAAUUGGAUAAUGUUCAAUUUCAUGAUAUCAACGAUAUCUAUGCUCUUGGAAACUAUCCUGAUUCUUUGCAGUUCGAUUAUCCUCUGAAUUUCAAUUUCCAAAACGAGUUGCAGGUGCAAGAUUUUGAUCAAGCUGUUCAAUCCAUGUUAUAUCCACCAGCUACUCAUCUAAUAAUCAAGAGGAAGGACACUAUGAAUGAAAGAACGAACGAAGAACGCGAGCGAUGGAUGGAUGAACGGAUGGGGGCGACGAUGGAAUUGGUUGGUCUUAGGUUUUAG
This is a messenger RNA of Cucurbita pepo subsp. pepo (vegetable marrow), 1365 nucleotides long. The record is from RefSeq and is a predicted model, not a curated record. NCBI's taxonomy places the organism in Eukaryota, Viridiplantae, Streptophyta, Magnoliopsida, Cucurbitales, Cucurbitaceae.